Molecule: messenger RNA, 2647 nt
Organism: Amaranthus tricolor (Joseph's coat)
Lineage: Eukaryota; Viridiplantae; Streptophyta; Magnoliopsida; Caryophyllales; Amaranthaceae
Product: CSC1-like protein ERD4
Exons: 6
Coding region: 126-2258 (710 amino acids)
Cellular component (GO): plasma membrane
Molecular function (GO): calcium-activated cation channel activity
Source: RefSeq, a predicted model, not a curated record
GCAUCCCUUUCCUUUCCACAAUUGGUAACUACCCAUUAAAAGAGUGGUCAUAGCCCCUUCUACACAAAACCGUAUAAUUGUAGUCUUGUGGAGUUAUAGUGUAGUGAGAAAAGGAGAGUGAAAGAAUGGAUUUCAGUUCAUUUUUAACAUCUUUAGGCACUUCAUUCAUCAUAUUUGUGCUUCUUAUGCUGUUAUUCACAUGGCUUUCUAGGAAACCAGGAAAUGAAUUCAUUUACUACCCAAAUAGGAUUGUUAAGGGUCUGGAUCCGUAUACUAGGACUACCCGUAACCCGGUUUCAUGGAUUAAGGAAGCUGUUUCUUCUACUGAAGAUGAUGUUAUCUCUCUUUCUGGUGUUGAUUCUGCUGCUUAUUUUGUCUUUCUUUCCACUGCUUUGACAAUGUUGGUCUGUUCUGGCAUUGUGCUUCUUCCAACUCUUUUACCUGUUGCAGUCACUGAUCACAGUGUCCAUUCAACUAACACCACAAGCAACGGAACUUUCAGUGAGCUUGAUAAAUACUCCAUGGGACACAUUGAAGAGAGAAGUCCUAGGUUGUGGGCGUUUUUGGGAGCUCUAUAUUGGGUUUCUUUGGUAACAUAUUUCCUCUUAUGGAAGGCAUAUAAACAUGUAACCGAGAUCAGGGCUACAGCAUUGAUGUCUUCUGAAGUUAAGGCAGAACAAUUUGCAGUUCUCGUUAGAGAUAUCCCCACUCCAAAGAAUGGUGAGACCAGGAAGGAGCAAGUUGAUUCGUAUUUUCGGGACAUUUAUCCAGAUACAUUCUAUAAGUCACUGAUUGUAACAGACAACAAGAAGGUGAACAAGAUUUGGGAGGAGCUAGAGGGGUAUAGGAAGAAACUAAUGCGAGCCGAGACAAUUUAUGCGCAAUCUAAGCCAAUAGGAAGUAAUGAAGAGGUCAGACCCACAAACCGAACUGGCUUUCUUGGUCUUUGUGGCAAGAAGGUAGAUACCAUAGACUAUUGCAAGGAAAAGAUAAGUAAACUUGAAUCCAAGUUAGAAUCCGAGCAAAAGGUGACCUUAAGAGAUCGCCAGCUUUCUUCAGCAUUCAUUUUCUUUACGAGCAGGGUAACCGCGGCUGCUGCUGGGCAGAGUUUACACGCCCGAUUGGUUGAUACUUGGACAGUAAUGAAUGCUCCUGAACCACGUGAACUAAUCUGGAGUAACCUCUCGCUAAAUUAUUACUCCAGGGAAGUACGCAAGUAUAUCGUGUACUUCAUUGUGGCAUUAGCGAUAUUCUUUUACAUGAUUCCUAUCGGGUUUAUCUCAGCUUUGACGACACUAGAAAAUCUGACAAAGCUACUGCCUUUCAUAAAACCUGUUGUCGAUAUAGUUGCAAUUCGAACGGUCUUAGAAGCUUAUCUUCCUCAAAUCGCCCUCAUAGUAUUUUUGGCUUUACUGCCCACGAUGCUCAUGUUUCUGUCUAAAGUCGAAGGGAUUCCUACAGAGAGCCAUGCAGUUAGGGCUACUUCGGGUAAAUAUUUCUACUUCACCGUCUUAAAUGUUUUUAUCGGAGUUACCCUUAGUGGAACACUUUUUGGAAACUUCAAGGAUAUGAAGAACCAUCCGAAUGAGAUAGCUACUAUACUCGGGAAAGGCCUUCCAGAUAAUGCGACCUUUUUCUUGACCUUUGUCGCACUCCAAUUUUUCGUAGGAUACGGGUUGGAGUUGUCUCGAUUGGUCCCACUUAUCAUAUUCAAACUGAAAAAGAAAUACUUGUGCAAGACAGAAGCUGAAGUGACAGAAGCAUGGGCUCCUGGUGAUUUUUGUUAUGCAACAAGGGUUCCUGCUGAUUUGCUUAUACUCACUGUUACACUCUGUUACUCAGUUAUUGCACCACUCAUUAUUCCAUUUGGUGCUAUCUACUUUGCCCUGGGAUGGCUUGUCAUGAGGAAUCAGGCAUUGAAAGUAUAUGUUCCAUCAUUCGAAAGCUACGGAAGAAUGUGGCCACAUAUUCAUACAAGAUUUCUAGCUGCAAUAAUCCUUUACCAAGUAACAAUGAUAGGUUACUUCGGAGCAAAAAAGUUUGUCUACGCCUUCCUCAUCAUCCCACUUCCGAUAAUUUCCAUCAUAUUCGCCUUUGUUUGUCACACGAAAUUCUAUCGGUUCUUCCAAAACACGGCUCUUGAUGUUGUAUGCCAUGAAUUGAAAGAAACACCCAACAUGGAAUGUAUUUAUAGAUCCUUCCUUCCUCCAAGUUUGAGCUCUUAUAAGUUCAAUAUUGAUCAAGAUGGACAUAUUUAAUCUCAAGUUUUACAAUUGUUUUUGUGAAUUUUAUCCCAUUUGUUCAUCUAUAAAUUCCACUAUAGUUGAGUUAGUAAUGGCAAUGCUCAACUAGUUAUAGUUAUGUUUGUUGAUAGGUUAAAUUUAGGUGGUCUCUUUGUCUAGGGUUGUAAAAGCUUUGUAAUGUUUGACCAAUGUUCUCUAAUCAAAAUAUACUUUACGACCCGUUUGGUAGAUGGUAAUAAAUAAUGGUAAUGAUAAUGAAAAUUAGUGUAAUUUUGGUUGAAAAAUCUAUUGGCUAACUUGAUGGCCAUGCUUGUCCAACUUUAAUAAUCUUAUGUUAUUCAUAAAAUUCAUUUCAAUGCAUUACCAUUGGGAGAAAUAGUAUUAGGUGCUAAUGAAAAUUUGUA